AUGAAGUUCGCCAUUGUGUUUGCCGCCGUACUCGCCGUUGUCCUCGCUGCUCCCGCCGACGAACGGGACGCUCAGGUGCUGAAGUACGAGAACGAUAACCUGGGAGUCGAUGGAUACAACUUCCAGUACGAAACCAGCAACAACAUUAACCGUGCCGAGACGGCCGAACUGAAGAACUUCGGAGAUGAUGUUGCGGCCCUGGUCGUCCGUGGCUCGUACUCGUACACCGGUCCGGACGGACAGGUCUACACCGUGAACUACGUCGCCGACGAGAACGGAUUCCAGCCGGAGGCUCCUCAUAUCCCACGCCUGUAA
Molecule: messenger RNA, 315 nt
Organism: Anopheles maculipalpis
Lineage: Eukaryota; Metazoa; Arthropoda; Insecta; Diptera; Culicidae
Product: flexible cuticle protein 12-like
Exons: 2
Coding region: 1-315 (104 amino acids)
Cellular component (GO): chitin-based extracellular matrix
Molecular function (GO): structural constituent of chitin-based larval cuticle
Source: RefSeq, a predicted model, not a curated record